AUGGAUUAUAACAUAACUCGAUAUGGAGACCAAAUGCCAAGUGUCACAAUCAGCCCAUGGCGAACGAUAACUGCAUCAUACACCCCGAUCGGUACGUCCAUCUUGAUCCUCCUACAAUGCAUCCUAAUCUUAUGCAUCCUCUUUGGAAACAGUCUGGUUGUGAUUUCAUUCGGCCGAUUCCGGAGAAUACGCGCCCAAAAAACCAACUUCUUUCUCGCAAGUCUAGCGUUGGCAGACAUACUUUUCGGUCUCAGUUCGAUAUUCGGUAUAGCUGAAGUCCAUGGACAUAUCUUCUUCCGAAAGAAGUACGCUUGCCUAGUUAACAUUUCCAUCAUAAGCUUCUGCAUUGGGUUGUCCGUUUUCGACCUGUUGUUCAUAGCUUUGGACAGGCUAAUUGCAAUCGGUUGGCCGUAUCGGUACCCGAAGAUCGUGAGAACCAAAAGCAUCUUGACUGUAAAAGCAACAGUAGCGUUUCUGCUAUUGGUUACUUCGUGUUUGCCUCUGUUUGGCGUUAACCAAUGGGAUAGGAGAACUGGGUGUUUCCCAUUGUACGUCAUGUCGGAAGUGCAGGUCGUUUCCUGCGCGGCCAUUUUGUGCGUUGCAUCGUGUGUCACGCUUGGAAUAUAUGUUUAUAUUUUUCUGGUGGCGAAGGCACACUUUCUGAGGAUUGUUAGGGAAGACAGGAUUAAGCACGCAGGAGGACAUAAACCAAGUGUAAUCAGGGAUUUAAAAGCAGCAAAAUUGCUCUGCAUAAUGGCUGUCAUUUUCCUACUCUGCUGGGGAACGGGAUUUUGCAUUAUGGCGGUCAUUAUUUGCAACCAUGGUUACAAUGCAACUUUGGUCAUCCUGGACAGUUUAGGAUAUACUCUGAUCCUGUUGUCGUCUGCCUUAAACCCCCUGAUCUACACUUACAGAAAUCAAGACUUUCGUUGGGCGUUUCGAAAACUUUUUAAGACGCGUCGAAGCAGUACAGUUUCCGUCGCGAACACUUCAGACAUUGCAAUUUCAAUGACGCAAUCGUCAAGUGAACUGAUGGCUGUUUUAUAA
Lineus longissimus is the source of this 1047-nucleotide messenger RNA. Its product is annotated as octopamine receptor 1-like. The record is from RefSeq and is a predicted model, not a curated record. Gene Ontology annotation, cellular component: plasma membrane. The transcript has a single exon. Gene Ontology annotation, biological process: G protein-coupled receptor signaling pathway. Gene Ontology annotation, molecular function: G protein-coupled receptor activity. Bases 1 to 1047 code for a protein of 348 amino acids. NCBI's taxonomy places the organism in Eukaryota, Metazoa, Nemertea, Pilidiophora, Heteronemertea, Lineidae.